AUGGAUCCAGCUUCUGCUCCUCCACCGGAGCACCUGUGCUACGUCCGCUGCAACUACUGCAACACAGUCCUCGCGGUAAUCUGAAAAGCUUUGCAGAUGCAGAUACGAGAGAGCGAGAGAGAGCGAGGGAGAGAGUUGAAGCCAACUUCUCUCCAUUUCUGUCACAACUACGGUGAAGUGCAGGGAGAGAUUCAUCCAAGGGAAGAUUCUUCGUGAAAAUUUACAGAAAUCCCUCCCUCUCUCUCUAUAAGUUGGUAGAGCCCGAGUAGAGAGAUUUCCGUUCGAGUAUCGUCUCUCCACACCUACGUUAGCUCACAGGAAACCAAGUUUUGCUGUUGGCGGUGGAAACUUUUCGUGAAAAUUCUCACAAGAGAUCCAUCUUUUUCCCUUUCUAGAUUAGUACAGAGAACAUGGAUUGAGGGAUUUCUCUUCGAGUAUCACUUCACAACACUUGUCUUAACUAAAUAUUUCAAGUUGAGGUGGACCUUGGUCCUGGGAAAUACCCCCUGAAAGUUCUUGGGCAUGAUCUCUCUCUCUCUCUUUCUCUCUAGAUGAGUAAGGAGAGCCAAGUUCGAGAUAUUUGUUGAUCUUUUCAUCCGUUACUCUUCCACUCUCGUUACCUUCAGGUUACCUUCCUCACCAUCUGCAGAAGGGAAACCCUAAAGGAUUUCAUUCACUUUGGAUCUACCCCUCAGAACCCACAUACCAUUUUGUUUUGCUUGCUAGUCUUCCUGCUCAAAUUAUACGCUUGAAUACAAAAGGUAAGAUAUUUAGACGACCCAGAUGGUUUGAUUUCAGGUGGGAGUCCCAUGCAGAAGACUGAUGGAGACCGUGACAGUGAAGUGUGGUCAUUGCAACAACCUGUCCUUCCUCAGUACCAGGCCUCUGGUGCAUUCCCACUGUGCAGACUUGAAUAUGGCCCUGGGCUUGGGGAUUCAGGUGAGUCGAGUCUCCGCGAAAUCCUUAGAAGCUCUUGUUGACAUGAAUCUAGGGUUUCUCGAAGGAAUAGUUAACUACUAGAUCAAUCUAGGGUUUUCGGAUUUUGAGUUAUAUUUCUAGAAGAAUCAUUGUUAGAAUGAUUCUACACUUUUUUUGAAAAAAGGUUUACUUCCUAUUGGUUAGGAUUUGAUGGAUAUAAUUUAAUCUCCUCCUGUCCUGACUAUUAUUAGGGUUUUAAUGAUUCCUCUUUGAAAAUGGAUUAGGGUUCAUGCAACGACCACAAGAGGCCGUCGAUGUCCAUGGGGUCGUCAUCAGCAGCCACCCAAGAGCCCAAGGCACCCUAUGUUGUAAAACGUGUGUAAUAUCGCCUCUUCCACCUCACUCUUGAUCACUCGCAGAACAAGAACAAUAAAAGGUUUUGCUUCAUUUGUCUGACGUUAUUCGGUGUUCUUGUAUCUGAUUUUUGGACAGCUCCAGAGAGGAAGCACCGGGUUCCGUCGGCAUACAACCGGUUUAUGAAGUAAGAAUGACAGAUCUAGAUAAUGAAAAAAAUAUCAAGGAAAACAAGAACUUGAACUUGUAAUGGAGUUGUGAUCUCAGUCAAGAUCAUGAACUUCCAUGUUCUAGAGUAAUCUUCAGAGUUUCUUGAUCUGGAUCCCGGCCAAAAACUCAUAUUCUACGGCCAAUUUCAGAGUAGUUAUUUUUGGUUAGCUUUAUAUGUUUAAAAUAAUAAACCCGACCCACAGAUCACAGUUGGCUAUCUGGUCUUUCAGACUGCGCAUGAAGCCUUCUCCACUGAGGAUAUAAUUCCUCUGCGCUUCCAGUUAGUCAAAUACAAUGAGAAGAUUUAAGGAAUGUAAUUUGAAGACUUCGGAAUUUAUUGCACAGGGAGGAGAUACAACGGAUCAAGGCUGCCCACCCUGACAUCCCCCAUCGAGAAGCGUUCAGCAUGGCAUCAAAGAACGUAAGACUCUCUCUCUCUCUCUCUCUCUCUCUCCCUCCUUUUAGAACUAAUAGAAACAAAUUAUUUGAGUAAAUAUCAUCUCUGUAACUUCUCUUUUUUUAUGGUUUAUAAUGACAGUGGGCUAAGAACGAUCCUCAAUCAAACAACAGCAAACUUGUGGAUGAACGCAGCAGGAAGGUGAAAAUGGGAACUUAUCAACAUGUUAGUAAGAAAACCAUUUCUCUACUUUAUAAGUCCAGAGAUUGGUCCAUUUUGCAUGUAGGCAUCAAAAUUAAGCAUUUAUUGGUCGUUUUUCUUCAUCCAUGCCCAGUAUGGUUUCUACAGCAUAUAUACCCUUCAAGUCCAAAAUCUAUUUUUAUCACCUCGUGCUUGGCUUACAAUCGCUCACUCACGUGUUCAUCGUUCUGUGCCUCUCCUUACCUCCAUCCCUCUCUCUCUCCCUCUCUUCCUCCCUUCCUCCUUCCCUCCUCUCUCUCUCUCUGCCUCCCUUCAUCCCUCCCUCCCAACAGGCGCACAGAUGCCUGGUGGGAUAGGCCCGGGAUUCUAUGGCUCCAAACUGGAACAUAUUUUCCGUGCUUUUCUCUUGGGAGCGAGUGAGACCAGGGCUGUCCUCGGCCUAAACUGUUGAUAGCCCUGAUGAUAAAUUUUCCAUAUCAUGACUUUGAUUAAAAAUGGGCUCAUACUCAAACCUUUUGCUUUAAGUCCAUGUCCAGGUGCUGCAAGAGCGACCCAGUGGAGUGAUGGGUGAAGGGUUCGAUGCUUUUAAGCAGCUCGAACGCCGAAAUUAA
Molecule: messenger RNA, 2691 nt
Organism: Spirodela intermedia
Lineage: Eukaryota; Viridiplantae; Streptophyta; Magnoliopsida; Alismatales; Araceae
Source: the annotation of a GenBank genome assembly